Cucurbita maxima (winter squash) is the source of this 2451-nucleotide messenger RNA. RefSeq names its product dihydrolipoyllysine-residue acetyltransferase component 2 of pyruvate dehydrogenase complex, mitochondrial-like. NCBI's taxonomy places the organism in Eukaryota, Viridiplantae, Streptophyta, Magnoliopsida, Cucurbitales, Cucurbitaceae. Gene Ontology annotation, molecular function: dihydrolipoyllysine-residue acetyltransferase activity. The record is from RefSeq and is a predicted model, not a curated record. Gene Ontology annotation, cellular component: pyruvate dehydrogenase complex. Gene Ontology annotation, biological process: pyruvate decarboxylation to acetyl-CoA. Bases 370 to 1992 code for a protein of 540 amino acids. The transcript has 20 exons.
UCCAUUUUAUCAGUCUCACUCUCCUCUCAUUUACACUCUGCAGCCGCCCCACUUUUCGCCGGUGACGGUCAUAUUCUCCGCUGGCAACCGCGCCACUCCCCACGAUCGAAUUGAACCGUGCAGACCCCUAGUUGACACCUAACAUGCGGAGAAAAGGAAAUAAAGGAAGACAAGCAGAAAAACGAAAUGCCUCAACAUGAAUCAAGCUGAAUAGAAUUGGUGUCAGAGAUCUGCUACUGAACCGUACCCUAACUUCUUCGUACUUCCAAUUUUAAUUUUAUUUCAAACUUUUUGUUCAUCAUCUCAGCUGCAGAUCGAUCUCCAUUUGUUCUUGGACGACUUAUUUCUGUGUAGUUUGCGCCAGACAAUAUGGGCUAUGCAUCGCAAAUUGUCAACCAUUCGAAAAAGUUAAGAGGUGCUUCAAAGUUCCUUCGGCAAGCUAGUGCGGUUCGGUGGUUUUCAGAGGAUUUACAGUCCUCUAUUGUCAAAAAAGAUGAAAUUUGGAAGAUCCAGGGCCGCGGUUACCAGUCUUCCCAAAAAGGGGCAAUUAGGAACCUUGUCAACUUUAACAACAGACCGCACUUUCUCCAAUGUAAUAGAGGUGUUUCAAUGAUGACAACAAGUAUUGGGAAUCCCUUUUUUGGCAGUUCACUGACAAAAUCAAACAGAGGUUUUUCCUCUGGCUCAGGUCUUCCCCCGCAUCAAGAGAUUGGAAUGCCUUCGCUUUCCCCUACGAUGACAGAGGGCAACAUUGCAAGGUGGUUGAAAAAAGAGGGAGACAAACUUUCUCCUGGGGAAGUGCUUUGUGAAGUUGAAACAGAUAAAGCAACAGUAGAAAUGGAAUGCAUGGAGGAAGGUUAUCUUGCCAAGAUAAUUCAUGGAGACGGAGCAAAGGAAAUUAAAGUUGGCGAGGUAAUUGCCAUUACUGUUGAAGAUGAAGAGGAUAUAGCAAAGUUUAAAGAUUAUGAACCCACUUCAUCAAGUUCUGGUGCUGGUGCUGCAGCUGCUGAGUCAUCUGCCCCUAGCUCACCCAAGAAAGAAGCAGUUGAGGAACCAGUUCGUUCACCCGAGCCAAAGACUGUUAAGCAAGGCCCUGCUUCAGAUGGAGAGCGUAUUUUUGCUAGUCCUCUGGCGAGAAAAUUAGCAGAAGAUAACAAUGUACCCAUUUCAAGUGUCAAAGGAACAGGUCCUGAUGGGAGCAUUGUAAAGGCUGACAUAGAAGAUUACUUGGCUUCACGUGGUAAGGAAUCAACCACAGCCCCCAAAGCCAAGGAUGGAGCAGGUGCACCAUUGGAUUACAGUGACGUCCCACAUACUCAAAUAAGAAAGGUUACAGCAUCACGAUUACUGUUCUCAAAGCAAACCAUUCCUCAUUAUUAUUUAUCCGUAGAUGCAUGCGUUGACAGGCUCAUGGAUUUGAGAAACCAGCUAAAUGCAUUACAAGAAGCAUCUGGUGGAAAGAGGUUAUCUGUUAAUGAUCUUGUUAUUAAGGCUGCUGCCUUGACUCUUAGGAAAGUCCCUCAAUGCAACAGUUCAUGGACGGACAAUUAUAUUAGACAGUAUCACAACGUGAAUAUUAAUGUUGCAGUGCAGACUGACAACGGACUCUAUGUUCCAGUUAUCAGGGACGCCGACAAGAAAGGUUUAUCUAGUAUUUCUGAGGAGGUCAAGAAAUUGGCGCAGAAAGCGAGAGAGAACACUUUAAAACCAGAAGAUUAUGAGGGAGGCACUUUUACUGUGUCCAACUUGGGAGGUCCAUUUGGCAUCAAACAAUUUUGUGCCAUUAUCAACCCUCCACAGUCGGGCAUUCUUGCUGUUGGUUCUGCCGAGAAGAGGGUGAUACCAGGAUCAAGCGCUGAAGAAUUCAAGUUUGCUUCCUUCAUGUCUGUUACCUUGAGCUGUGAUCAUCGCGUUAUUGAUGGGGCAAUUGGUGCGGAAUGGCUCAAAGCCUUCAAGGGCUACAUCGAGAACCCUGAAUCGAUGUUGCUAUAGAUUGAUCGACUUCUCCGGUUUUCAUCAAACAAAUUUUCGUUUUGUCACAUAAGCAGUCAUAUGGAAAGAUAUGAACUCGACCUCAGCUCUCUUUUCAAAUUAUUUUCAGCUUUAGUUUUAUCCUUACAGUCUCCUUUUUCGUAACCAAGGAGAUUUGAAGUUUGCAUAGACUACAGGAAUAAGGUAUAUAGUCAUUGUUGAGGCAUUCAACUUCAAAACGAAUCUAUGAUGUAAUUCAUUUUUUCGUUCUAAACCGGCCACAUACUCUCGAUUGGUUGAUUUUCAUAUCAAUAACGGAUAGACGAAGAGGAUCUUUUUUGUACGUUUCAUUGGCUGAUAAUAUAGUCAAUUGCUUCCAUCCAUUUCUCAUCUUCUAAUAUGGUAAUUUGUUAAGAGCUGGGAGAUAGAAAUGUGUCUAAACUCUUGUUGGAAUGAUCUAAGCUUUUUAUUUUUUAUUUU